UUGUCAAGUUUUCGAGGGGUGCUAUCUCUCUCUCUCUCGACCUCAAAAAUGAGUUCUACAGCAUUGAAAAAAUCACUCACGGAUGCCUACAUGGCAUUUCGCGAGGAAUUUCACGGGGAAAGGUUUGGCACUGUUUCGGAUGACGAAGUUAAUGUACCACUCGACAGAGAGGAGUACGAUGCCAUCGAGCUCAGAACGAGUUUGAAAUCAAGCGAGCAUAAACACAGAGAUCAAGAGGCCAUCAAUUUGGCGGCGGCACCGAUAUGGCUGGGCUUAGUGAAGCCCAUAGAGAGAAAGCUAGAAAGCAUUGAGAACGAUUUGACGGCAUUUUCUAGGAAGUUAGAUCAAGGCGAUUCAUUUGGACUGAGUCGAAAAGAAGAACAAGAAGUGCUCAUGUCACGAUCGAGACAAAUAACGAAUGCCUUUAAAGCUGCAAAAAUGGAAGUUACUAGCCUCAACAACUAUACGGACAUGAAGCCGCAGGAGGCCUAUAUGAGAAAGAAUAUUAUGAGCUUGCUGGUAUUGAAGUUGCAGGACCAAAUGAACAGACUCAGUAAGUUGCAGUUCUUACAUCAAGAAAAGCUCACUGUGAAGAAGAAGGCGACCAAAUAUGCAGUUCCAAUAGCCCUCGACAUUGGAGACCAAUACCUGAUUAAUCAGGAUGUGGACGAGGAUGAUGAGGACGAUGAAAUGAUUAGCAGAUAUGACAUUGGAUUUACUCAAGAGCAACAGAGUAAAAUAGAGCUGGAAAGAAUCCAAAUAGAACAAAGAGAGCAACAAAUCAACGAGAUAGCGGAACAGGUUGAAGAGCUGGCAGUGAUGUUCAACGAUGUUGCACAGUUGAUUCACAAUCAGGGAACUUUGUUGGACAGAAUUGAUUACAACAUUGACAACGCGGAUCAUAGCAUUACAAAGGCUCAAAGCGAACUCAGAAGUGCGGUGAAGAAAGAAAGGGGGUUUUCAAAGUGUUUAUGUUGUCUGUUAUUAUCGGUGUUGAUAUCUGGCACGACAGUUAGCGUGUUGGUCGGAAAAAAAUAA
Molecule: messenger RNA, 1038 nt
Organism: Schistocerca gregaria
Lineage: Eukaryota; Metazoa; Arthropoda; Insecta; Orthoptera; Acrididae
Exons: 4
Coding region: 49-1038 (329 amino acids)
Biological process (GO): intracellular protein transport; vesicle fusion; vesicle-mediated transport
Cellular component (GO): SNARE complex; membrane; endomembrane system
Molecular function (GO): SNAP receptor activity; SNARE binding
Source: RefSeq, a predicted model, not a curated record